CUAACCGUACAUACGUUACAAAGACUGAAUUUCAAUGUUAAACAGUUAACAACGAUAUAAUAUAUCAAAUGGCUUCCAAUAAGAAGAGUUCAAUUUAUAGGGGAUCAGACUCUCCCUUUGACUUUUCUUGUUUCACGUGUCAGGAAAACGACAGAAACACACAGGCUGAAUAUUACUGUGAGGAUUGUUCUCAAUUGUACUGUUGCACAUGUGUUAAGUAUCAUAACUAUCUUUACAAGAAGCAUACAAUGUUGGACAAGAAAAACAUCCGCAAAUGGCCCGAAUCUAAUGUUGGAGAUCUAGAGCAAUGUAAGGAGCACAAGAAGGAAAAACUGAGCAUAUUCUGUGAGGACCACAGUCAGCUGAUAUGUCAUGUCUGCCAUGUCCACGAUCAAAUGAUAUGCAAAGUUGCACUUAUAGCUGACAAAGUGAAAGACCUCGAUCAAAACGGUGACUUUAAGCAGUUGUCAGGAACGGUUGAUACACAAUAGCAGAAGUUGGUACAGAAAAAAGAUGACUUUGCGAAAAAUAUGAAGUCGCUUGAGAAAUCUUAUACGGACAUUCUGAAACAAAUUAGUUCUUGCCGAAACAGAAUUAAUGAUGCUUUAGAUCAACUGGAGAUGAAAACUAAGUAUUCAUUGGACACAUUGAUGGCCUCCAUGAGAACAUCUAUUCAAACUGACAUCGAAAACUGCACUAUGUCUAUCGAAAAUAUGACACGCUUAAAAGAACAUGUUUUCGGAAGAAAGGACAAAAGUGAAGCAGUACGUUUUAUCAAGUCCAGAAAAUGCCGCGACCAGUCCCUCAAGAUAGAAGCAUUUUUAAAAGACAUGAUAACAAAGAAUGAGAUGGCACUAACCUUUAAUCUUGACACAUCCAUCCUAGAAUUCCUGUCCACCCUCUCAGGGUUAGGACAAAUACUCAGCAAAGGUAAACAAUCACAAACAGCUGAGAUUACAACACUGAAAGAAUUAGCUAAACAAGAAAAGCCUACAGCUUGCAACACAGCAUUUAGCCUACAACGCCAACCAAGUGAUGUUAACAAAUCAUCAGUGAUAUAUGAUGCAAAGCAAGUAAUCAGCGUAAAGAGUAGUAAGACGUAUAGAGUGAAAGCGAAGAAUGAUAAUACAAAAUGCGUAAUAUCAGGUAUCUGUGAGACAGUUUCCGGGGAAUUGCUCAUCGCUGACUGGAUGAACAAUAAUGUGAUGCUUCUGGAUCAGACCUAUGAGGUGGUGGGCCACUGUGACUUGCCUGAUGGACCACGGUCCAUGUGCAGUAUUGACUCCAGUUUGGUGGCUGUUACUGUGUACAGCACUGAGGUCCAUUUCAUCAAAGUGACCAAUGGUCUGUUGAUAAAGGACAGGAUACUGAAGUUCACACAUGUGUGCUUGUGUAUUGCCCCUCACCACCGUAACCUGUACAUUACAGAUGGUAGAGCAUUGUAUCGCUAUACUGUGGAUGGUAGACUGUCGAGCAAGAUGUAUGAACAUACAUCAGGUGGAGUCACCACCUGCGCAGUGAGUCCAAAUGAAGACAGGAUAUAUGUGGCGAACAAAGCAACAACAGAGCUGGUUACACUGUCGCGGGAUGGAAAAGUUCUUAAAACGCUCGCCUGCCCUAGAAUGAAGUGGGAGGAAACCCUGUACUUACCUGGUCUCCAUGUGACAGACUCAGGACAGGUUCUGGUAUGUGGAAUGAAGUCUAACAGAAUCCUCCAGGUAGACAAAGAUGGGAGACAGAGACUAGCCGAGGUUGUAAGUGAUGGUAUGAUUUACCCAACAUCUGUCUACUACAGUAAGCUUACAGACUCACUCAUUGUGGGAAUGAAGAAUAAUAAUUACAUUAAAGUGUUUACGUUACAGCCACUGUCGGAAAAGAACGAUGAGGUAUCCGGACGUGUGUUCUUAAAGACAAUUUAACAACAUUGUAUACGCAAUCACAAGUAAUCUCCUCAUAAUUUGUUGCUAAUUUAAAAUAUUAUUAAGACCUUUCUUCGCCUACAGUAUUUGCCAAAAAAUCUGCUUUAAAUUGAGCUUGUAAUAUAAAUAACAUAUUAUUUUCACAAUUUUAUUAAUCAUAUGUUGGGCACUAGGGUGUGCUGUUGAUAAUCAUUGUUAAAAUGUAUAACUUGCAGCUAUGUUCAACAUGUGGAUUUACAUUGUUUUUUAUAUGUGACUAAAUGUUCAUAUACAGGGUACAAAAUUGGCACAAAUGGAUACUUUAAGUUUUCAAAGGGUUUGAAAUGAAAAAUACCGGACCAAGUCAGUGUCAGUGCCAGUGCCAUGUUUACUUCAAUUGUGUCAGUUUCAUUUGUAUACAAACAGUUUCUCAAUCUGAUAGUUAAAGCAUG
Messenger RNA from Dreissena polymorpha, 2350 nucleotides. RefSeq lists its product as uncharacterized. Lineage: Eukaryota; Metazoa; Mollusca; Bivalvia; Myida; Dreissenidae. The coding region runs from base 531 to 1919 and encodes 462 amino acids. The transcript is spliced from 3 exons. The record is from RefSeq and is a predicted model, not a curated record.